Plectropomus leopardus (leopard coralgrouper) is the source of this 702-nucleotide messenger RNA. RefSeq names its product parvalbumin beta-like. The record is from RefSeq and is a predicted model, not a curated record. Gene Ontology annotation, molecular function: calcium ion binding. Lineage: Eukaryota; Metazoa; Chordata; Actinopteri; Perciformes; Serranidae. Gene Ontology annotation, cellular component: cytoplasm.
AACUAUAAAAAGGUCACCGGGAGCACCGGGAAGAUCACUGUAGUCGACUCAAGACUUGUCUGUAUCAUCUGUACCCACAAAGCAAAGACACAGGAGAGAUCGAAAUGGCCUUCGCAGGUGUACUGAGUGAUGCUGACAUCGCUACAGCCCUGGAUGGAUGCAAAGGCGAGGGCUCAUUUGACCACAAGAAGUUCUUCAAGGCAUGCGGCAUGGCUGGCAAGACCGGUGAUGACGUCAAGAAGGCCUUCGGCAUCAUUGACCAGGACAAGAGUGGUUUCAUUGAGGAGGAGGAGCUGAAGCUGUUCCUGCAGAACUUCAAGAAAGAUGCACGUGCACUGACUGAUGCCGAGACCAAGGCUUUCCUGGCUGCUGGUGACACCGACGGUGACGGCAAGAUUGGCGCUGAGGAGUUCGCUGCCAUGGUUAAGGGAUAAAGUGGCAACUGACCAACAACACCUGCUCUGAUGGAACAACAAAGCCCACGUCGACCUCCCCUAUUUUCAUCUUAAUAUAAAUAAUUUUUAUACAUUUUCUCAAGAGACGUUUCCUCCUAUGCAACACACUGUCCAAAAAAUGAUGAUUGUGAAUGUCGCUCGGUUGUGUUCAUGUCUUAAAUAUGAAUUUUGCUUACUGUAAAAUUUAUGAUGCACUUUCCAGGUACAAACGGUAAAAAAGAAUAAAUAUUCUUAUACUGCGGUCUUA